CUGAUUCAUGAGAGAACACACACAAACGAGCGACCGUUUCCAUGCGACGUGUGCGGGAGGGCAUUCCGAAGGCAGGACCACUUACGUGACCACAGGUAA
Mesocestoides corti is the source of this 99-nucleotide messenger RNA. NCBI's taxonomy places the organism in Eukaryota, Metazoa, Platyhelminthes, Cestoda, Cyclophyllidea, Mesocestoididae. The record is from the annotation of a GenBank genome assembly.